Molecule: messenger RNA, 840 nt
Organism: Dibothriocephalus latus
Lineage: Eukaryota; Metazoa; Platyhelminthes; Cestoda; Diphyllobothriidea; Diphyllobothriidae
Source: the annotation of a GenBank genome assembly
AUGCAGACCAGCAGAUACAGACAGAUUUCGCAGGAAUACACGGCAGAUUUCAGGUUCUCUCAAGCGAUGCAGCCACCAUUUCACUUUACAAAGCGUUGUUUCGGACGAAUGCCCGGUUGGUUUGUGAGCAACCAACGACUACCGGUUUUGCACACGGCAGUUGGACCAUCAAUUUCGAGGAUGCCCACCAUAUGCUCUAAACAGGCGGAACAUAACCUGAAACGGCAUGCAAAACUUCUCACACACGAUAUGGAUGGGCGAUGUAAGUUUGUAUUAUCAAAUCUAUUUUUGAGGUACUUUCAGCUCGAGCCUUAUAUGGAUGAAACGUUCAUCCGAAAGGCAUUCGAUUUUCACGAUGAAAAAGUUGUCAGCGUCAAAAUCAUCCGGAACAAAACUCGAAGAUUCAAAUUAAAUCAUGCCAGUUACGGCAAGGACAGUUCCUCUGGGUAUGCCUUCUGUUGUACCCUUUUGAUUACAUUCCCACUUAGAGAGUUUUCCCUUUUUGUGGGGGAGUUAACCGAAGACGUCGACGACUUGGCCCUCUUCAACGCCUUUAAGAAGUAUCCGUCCUGCAGAUCAGCCAAAGUCGUCAUGAAUAACGGCAAAAGCCGAGGUUAUGGAUUCGUCCGCUUCAGUAGUGAGAGUGACCAGGACAAGGCGCUCAUUGAAAUGCAAAAUUUCUGUGGUCUCGGCUACAAACCCAUCCGAGUCAGUUUGGCCAUACCAAAGCGCUAUACCAUGGACGGCAAUCUUAUCCUUGGUACAGGCCCCGAAACCUCCUCCUCUUUGAUUCCCAGUGGUGAGUUGCUCUGCCUUUCUCGUUGUUUUCGUCAUUGUUGA